Molecule: messenger RNA, 7597 nt
Organism: Anarrhichthys ocellatus (wolf-eel)
Lineage: Eukaryota; Metazoa; Chordata; Actinopteri; Perciformes; Anarhichadidae
Product: cyclin-Y-like
Exons: 10
Coding region: 5491-6423 (310 amino acids)
Biological process (GO): regulation of cyclin-dependent protein serine/threonine kinase activity
Molecular function (GO): protein kinase binding
Source: RefSeq, a predicted model, not a curated record
UGUUUCAUGUGAAGACGGAAGUUUAAUUUGAAAAGACUUGACACGUGUUGCUGGCUUUCUCGUAGAAAAACGCCCAAAAAAUGAAGAGUGACUUUUAGUAAGAUAUCAUGUGAACCGUUGUAUUAGGAUACGUUGACUUAGGAUACACCACCUAGAGGCGCUAAAGGACAAAAAGAAUGAACUAUGCCUUAUACGGGUCCUGUCAUCAAUACAGAUUGGAAAUAAAAUUAGAUUACCGUCAUUAUAAGUAAAAGAUCUUGGUCAUGUAAAAGAAGAAGUGUAUGUGAUCAGUGCUCUCCCUUUUCUCGCACCAGGCAUAUGGGGCCAUGUGUGUGCAGGUCAGUUCUAUUUGUAUAAACUGGGUCCGUACCGCUCAAGGCCUGGGAUCAGUGUGUGUGUGGUUGUAUGCGUGUGUUGAAACAGUAUAAGGGGGCUAGGAUGACAUCCUCCUGUUGUUUGACGGGUGACAUGAAAAUGAAGAUGGAACAAAUGUGCAACACUAGCAAUAGGGCCCAACAAUUCACCAGAUUUCUUUUAAACUGACGUUAUUAAUCUCUAUCUGACCUAAAUGUAUUCUUAUUGUAAUAUUCAAUACAUAAAUUGUCUGAAUCCUGCAAAGCUACUACAACCAAUGCCAUCUAACUAGACCUCUAGCAUUGUUACCUUUAUCAGGAUAACAUAUCAGCAGUCAAUCACCAUACUCACCAUAGAUUUAGCACAACACACUCAUGUGUAGCACAUUUGAAAGGAAUCCAAACGUCUCUGUAAAAUGAAACCAGCAUAGAUUCAUAAGCAUGACUGAACAGUGAACAUGUUCGUCGACUGCAUGGGAGCGAAUUAGGGUUCGUGCUCAUCCACAGACUCCAACAAUAACACUGGGAUCACGUUCACAUUGUAGAUGCAACUCAGUUUCCAGAGGCAGAGCUGCUCCUGAGGCGGAAAUAAUCCCAGAAGGCAAAGCCCGAUCAUUUACAAUACAAAAAAUAACCAUAACUAAAGUUUUAAUUUGUGACUGUAAUUGCUAUCUUACCCAGAAAGUUAGGCUAGCUUGAAGUCAACUGGGCUAAACUAGCUAACGUAGAUGUUCAACACAAGAUACAGUCGAGGAAACCAAUAGCAAGCGUGGUAGAAACUGAUUUUAUGGCUAGAAUGUUUGCUAACACACAUCCAAUCCGGCCAACAUUUGGUUUAUAGAUGCUAGAAGGUCUAUUUUCUUCACCGGAUAGUUUACUUAGCGUCUCUGCCAUUUUGGUGUCAGCAGGAAGCCUUGGCUAGUCAGAGCUUUUGUAUUGAGACCUGCGGGACUAAACUAAUAAGUAAACUAAACAAUGGAUUAGCUAAAAGAGGCAGAUUGAGUAAAAAGCCAAAAGUAAUAUUUAAAGGUGCUACAUUUUUAAUUCAGAGCAUUAAUAUAGCAGCAAAUAGUGAUUUGCCGUGUAAAGAUAUUGUGGAGUAAUGGCGUCCUGAGCAGAUAAUGAAGUCAUUCUCCUUGUGUGUGUUGUAAUCCGAGCGUCUCUGUGCAGUCCGUUCUCGUGUGCAUGUUAGUCCCAUUAUGUGUGCCCCACUGGCUAGCUAAUCGCUGCCGCUCUGCACUGCGCUCGUACGGCGAUGCGUCGUCCCGAACCCAUGGCGUUGUUGCGGAAGCUUAGCGCUCAGGUUAACAAUGUUAGCUCUGUCAGCACUGUUUUUGCUGUUAGCACUGUUAGCUUAUAGCCGCUGGCUCAUCGCGUGGAGGCAAUCCCUCUAUCAUAGAUUGGCCUAUGCUCCGAAUUUUUUGAUUUAGUACCAUUAAAGUUUGAGAUGUGGUCACUUGAGAAAUUGUCCAUCUGGCCCUUUGAGGUAAAAAUAUUGAACUUUUUAAAGUUCUGUACAUUGUAAAUUUCAACUUCAUAAUCUGAAAAUCUAACAAAACCCUGAAAGACGUUUGAAUGUCAUAGACCUAAAGUAAAUAAUUGGGAAAACUGGAUAAGGUUGAUGCAGCCUCAAAACAAAACAGAUUGUGGUAACAGAUAGCAGCGCCAUGUUGCUGAGACCGCCACAUUUAAGGACAGAGACACUGACGCAGCAAGAUGCUUGAAACAAACAGGCACAGAAUACAAACUGCAAGAUCGAACGCUUGUCCACCAGCAGCCCUGUGUGCUGCCGAAUUAAAAAGAUUUCAAGGACAUUUUAAAAUAAACACAAUGCUAGAAACGCUAUAGUGCAAUUAGUGAUCGGGCCGUUAAGAGCAGGGUGCGGCUGUUGUUAAUUCAUUAUGUAAGAGCAGUAAGGCAGACAGGUAGGCUUGCUAGCUUCUCCUGUUUCACUGUGCAGAUGCCAACCGUGAGUCUUCGUUAAAGUGUACUGGAGGUGCUGAAUAUCACAUAUCAACACUCGACACCAGCUGCUGUGCACUCUGGGAAUUCCACUCGGUAGGCCUGGAUUUGCAUAUGGACAAGAUAUUGAGACUCUUAUGGGAAUUCUACAUCAUGAUAAUGGUUUAAUGCUUAAAACAUUUGUUGUUUUUGUGUUGUGUACGUGCUUCAUACAUUGAACUAUUAACAUUUUCACAACCUCUAUUUACAGCGUCUCCUCUUCUCCUCGUGAUCAGUAGCCUGCAGUUUAGCCGAAGUUUCACUGAAUUUUUGUCACGUGAUUGUUGGACUCACCCGAGUCAAUCAUAGCUUCCUAGUUGCCCUGAGUAGCGCAGAAUUUUAUGUUUUUUACAGUAUCUGGUUAAAUCAAAAUGUGUAUUCGGGCCGAGUUUUUAAAUGAGAAAUGUAGAAUAAAAUGUUUUUGAUGAAAUGCUUUGCUUUGUUGUGGUUGCGUUUUCUGACGGAAGAGGUCGUCGCACAUGGUGUCUUCAAAGAAUGUUGGACAGAUGGAAAUCUGACGAUAAUGACGUUUUUUGUACAGCUUCUGGCUAAGACAAACGGUGUAGUGUUGGCGAUUGUUUAAAGAAAACAAAACCCCGGGUUUUGGGGUUCAGAGGGUACCAAAACCCCUGUUGCUGCUGUUGAAAAAAAGCUGAAAGAAAACAUUCAAAAGCCUAACUUUGCUACCAUCAUACAGGCUUACAAAAACUCCUAACACACAGGCAGCUAUUUUCUAUUGUAGACUGAAGUGCAAAGCUAAGUCAGCUCUGUGUGACUGGCAGCCUUGACCCUUGUUUGACACGUGUGUGAUGUAUUUGACACAUCGGUGUCACCUGUGAGAAAUGAUUCCACAGUGACGGGAACUGGCCUGUGUUCGUGUUUAUCUGCACAUGCAACUUCCUCGCAGUGUUUAGAUAAAUGUGUAACAUUAGACCAGAAUGCUUUAUUCUCGUUCAGUCAAUUGGGAAUCCUUCAUGCUGAACCCCAACUGGGCCAGUGAUCUCACACUGAACACCAGCUCAGCUCCUGUUUAAGCUCCAAUAUGAGAACGUGUUGAAAUCGGCCGGAUGCAGCGAUACCCCCCGAUUACUGUUGCAUAAAGUGCUAAACUGUCGCAAGUCUAAUCCAAGCUCAGACCAUUCAGCCUGGUGGGGUAAGCAGGGUUGACUGUGUUCAGGUGGCAUUUGGGUUCAAAUGAGUGUAUACACAAAAGAGUUUGCACACCAAAAUCUACCAGAAUGCUCUUUUCAUUCUGUUUUUCAGGGGAGUGAAAUGCACAGAUGUUUCAGACAGGCCUUCUGUAACACUUCACCAAUCAUCACCAGCAGGUUUGUCAAGUGGCUAUAGGUGUCUUUAGGGUUGCCUCACCCUCUGCUCUGGUAUUCUGUGCUAUGAAGCGAAGUAGAUAAACUAGCAAGAGUACGCUAGCUUUAGAGAAAGUGAUCCAACUGAAAAACCCAGCGCGGUGUUGCUAACUCUUUUCCAAUGACAGUAACUAGCAGCAGUAGCUCCAAAAGUCGUUACAUUUAGCGGGAAAGGCGGCAACGGCGGCGGCACUGACGAGCCCGUCCCUUCAGGCCUCCCUUCAAAGCCACUCCCCCGAAAUUAUUAUUAUGAACGUAAACAUUUCAAAAUGAACGUAAAGACCGGACAUGGCUUUCGUUGGUACCAUAGACUGUAUAUAAGAAGUGGACGUAGUCAUCGUGACGUCACCCUUUUGGUUUGUGGAUUGCCUUUUUGCAACUGCUGGUCAGUGGAGAGAAUGCAAGUUCUAAAACACUUCCGCAUUGGCUUUACUCUUCGGAACCGGUGGUUGCUGCCCGGUUGGUACUCACAGCUGUCAAGCUAGCAGCUUGUGGAAGACUCCGGUGACGCACAAUGAGCAAGAAGGCAGGUGGAUAGGUAGACAGGCAGGAUGGAAUGAUACAUGUUGUUUGAAGAUUACCAACCCUAGCUUUAAUAUUUCCAUUCAGAAAACAUGUCUCUGCUGUCAGUCACAAGUGUUUAAUCUUUUAAAAACAACACUACUCUGGGAGUUUGAAAGACAAAACAAAACCUUUUUGUUAAUUAGAUAAAAAUCAAGCAGUUUUGGAAAUGAUAUCUUAACUAAAAUGAGUGUGGUGAAGGUCAUGAAUCAUGUUGUUGCUAUGCGGAGCCAUGGCAAGAUUCACCUGAAUACAGCCUGCAGGCUGGUCUGGUGGUUAGAAAGAGAAGCCCGUUUGUUAGCAUACCUCUGUUACAGCUAACAGCAGUGGUAUUUAUUUUAUUCCCUUACAGACAGUCGUCCCACAGCAGCUGCUGUCGCUGAGACAGAUGAUCGGCCACGCCGCUCCCCGAAUGUCUGCAUUGUAAUCAAAUACCCUGGUUCUUAAUCUGGGUCUGUUGCAGUCAUAUCGUGUAGGACUCAGAACAUUUAGCAGUGCAGAUCUGCAUGCCGGGCAUUUUUUAACGAUGAGUGCACCAGAAGCUACCACUUUGCAUGUAUCUCACUUGAAGGAGAGCGCUGCUGGAUUCCAAUUCUCCAAAUGUAAAGUUCAGGCUGGGAGUGCAAAAUACUAAGGCUUAGACCACAGUGGAAAGAUUGGAGUCCAUUGAUUUCCUGAACGCCGCAGCUGGUUUUAGUUUUUUAAAGGGUGCUGGCUGUGAAAAAGAGUAAAGGAAGCAGCGGUUUCAGUUAACCACCGUUGUCUUGCAACUGUUACCUGCAAGAAAAAGCAUUUUUUGGCGUGCGUGAUGAGGGCUCAUAUAUUUUGAGUGCUCCACUCGUGCUUUAUAAGAUGUGCACAGACACAGACGCGUAUGUGACUCGUGCCCUCAGGCCACGAUGGGAACAUGAAUCAUGCCUGGGUGUGUUUGUGAGCGCGGCGGAAUACAAAAUAAGCAUAAAGACCUACAAAGGGAAACACAUGGAACAAUAUAGGGGAAUCUUGUCACCUUGUAAAUACAUUUUAAGAGCUCUUUUAAUUAGCUGUGUUGUUUUAUUUUAUGUCAUCUAGAAGAGAAGACUGAGAGUCUACAGUAGUUAGCAGCUCUGUGAGAUUGUACAGCUGUGCGCUUUGAGCUAAAUGCCAGAGUCAGCAUACUAACAUUCUCACAGAUGCUAACAUGCAGAUUUUGACUAUGACUAUAGUAGUGUAUGUGUCUCCUGAUCAUUGUUCCCAUUUCACAAAGUGACACCAAUGCUUUGUGUUUUGCCAGAGUUGAAUAUGGCGUACAAUCCAUCGGACCAUCCGCGGGCCAGCACCAUAUUCCUCAGCAAAUCCCAGAACGACGGAAUGUGCGAGAUAAACGAAAAAGCCUCUUCAUCAAUAAUCACGGAACGUCGAGGCGGAAAUACAACUCCUGCUCCACCAUCUUCUUAGACGAGAACACAGUCAGCCAGCCCAACCUCAAAAACACCAUCAAAUGUGUGUCACUGGCGAUUUACUACCAUAUAAAGAACAGGGAAACAGAAGGAGGAAUGCUGGUGGAUAUAUUUGAUGAGAAGCUUCAUCCUCUUUCAAAAUCAGAGGUGCCGCCGGACUACGACCACCACGACCCAGAGCAGAAGCAAAUCUACCGGUUUGUCAGGACGUUGUUCAGCUCCGCUCAGCUCACUGCCGAGUGCGCCAUCGUCACACUGAUCUACCUGGAGAGGCUCCUGACCUACGCAGAGAUCGACAUCGGUCCGGGUAACUGGAAGAGGAUCGUCCUGGGUGCCAUCCUGCUGGCCUCCAAGGUCUGGGACGACCAGGCCGUCUGGAACGUCGACUACUGCCAGAUCCUCAAGGACAUCACUGUGGAGGACAUGAACGAGUUGGAGCGGCAGUUUCUGGAGCUGCUGCAGUUCAACAUCAACGUGCCGUCCAGUGUCUACGCCAAGUAUUACUUUGACCUGCGAUCGCUGUCGGAGUCCAACAACCUCAGCUUCCCCCUGGAGCCGCUCAGCAGAGACAAGGCCCAGAAACUAGAGGCUAUUUCCAGGUUAUGUGAUGACAGGUACAAGGACGCGCGCAGAGCUGCCAGGAAGCGCUCGGCCAGCACGGACAAUCUGUGUGGGAUUAGAUGGGUCCCUGCAAUCCUCUCCUAACCACCAUUAAUCUGCCAUGUACUGAACAUUGGCACCGGCUGGAUGAGAAAAACCCGAGGAACACACACGAGUGGAAACGUACCGACAUGGCAUGUGCCGAGUUCAGAAAUGUCAGUUUGGAUACCCAGAUAAUACCAAGACGUGGAUCUUGGCGGAACAGUGACUGAAACCUGAGAUCAGCUUCUGGACCUUCACACCGUGGAUUCUGGAGGCGAGAAGGUGAAACCACAUCUGUAGUGAACGUCAGAGGGGCUUUCUGACUUCACCCGAUGCCUUCACAGUGCCUCAACUGUUCUGAUCAUGAAGGAGAGACGGUGUUUCUAUAUCAUCCGUGGGGACAAAUCUAGCUUUGGACCAACUGAGAAAGUCCUGCGAGACUCCAGAAAACUUCCUAGGACGUAGCACCGUGUCUUAAUGUAUCGACGCUCUGUUGAAUGUUCUCGGGGUUUUAUCUAAUUUAAAAGAUGUGACAUAACUUGCCUUUGAGAUGGUCCUGCAACUUAACAGCGAAGCGUAUUAUUUAUUUUCCUUUCAUCAUGUGAGUUGAUCAGUUGCAGCGGCCUGAUUUCAUAAACAGUAGUGUUGCACUGGACUUUGCACCGGUUAUUUAUUUCCUUUGACAUGUCUUAGAAUACCUGAAGUGUUAGCAAGUUUUCUCCUUUGUGAAUAUUUGUAUUCAAGGUUUACAGUAUUUCUAGUGUACCUCUCGAUACUCAGGUAGUCUUCUCACGUUUAAUCUUCUGAUGCUCCGCCAUAUAUACUUUGGCUAUAAACAAAGAUUAUUACAAAGAAAGAAAGAGGACAGAAUAGAUAAUAGAAAAAAGUGACAACAGAUACAUUCCUAUUUUGGGGGACGUGAAUAAUCAAACAAUUACUACCACUUAUGUUUUUCAAGCUGUAACAUGUAAUGAAGGCUGAACCAGCCCUCCUCAGUGCUGCCAUCUAGUGGACAUCUGAGCAUUGAGGGUUAAACUGUACUUUCAGGUUGGAGGGGGGAUUUAAAACAUAUCUAAUUGUGAUUAUAUUGAAUAGUAUUGCAGUUGCGAUAUGGUUUUGCAAUAUUAAAAGGAAUGAUCAUUUUGUUGUUUUCCCAGUAUAACAGAGCAAGAUAACUCAACAUUACAUCUACAGUGCAUUUGGAAAAUAAAAAUAAUCUCCAUUCUUGUGCUCACCA